Athalia rosae (coleseed sawfly) is the source of this 2226-nucleotide messenger RNA. RefSeq names its product prolyl 3-hydroxylase OGFOD1 (gene sud1). Gene Ontology annotation, cellular component: cytoplasm. The record is from RefSeq and is a predicted model, not a curated record. The coding region runs from base 318 to 2207 and encodes 629 amino acids. Lineage: Eukaryota; Metazoa; Arthropoda; Insecta; Hymenoptera; Athaliidae. Gene Ontology annotation, biological process: peptidyl-proline hydroxylation; regulation of translational termination. The transcript has a single exon. Gene Ontology annotation, molecular function: peptidyl-proline dioxygenase activity; iron ion binding; L-ascorbic acid binding.
UCCGGGUCCGGGCCCACGUAACGCCGUCGUGUGCGCAUAGACGUCGUCCGAGGUUAUUUAAUUUCAAAAGCAUCUGAACCAGGGACAGUUGAUAUUCACCAUUUUACGGUGAAAUACUAUGAAUUUUCCGUAUUUGGAAUGUGCUAGUUUGAAGUCACGUUUAUCAUUCCUUCAGAUUUGAAUGACAAAUAAGUCAGCAAGAGUACAGUAUAACCUCUUGUAGAAUUUUUCAAGAAUCACCGCCAACACGUGAACGUGGAAGGAUAAAUGACGAUGAACUUUAAAAUUCAAAAUAGGAAUUAAAGGAAGUCCAUAAAAUGACGUCAAAUGAGAUGGAUCAGAGUAACAAACAUGAGCCGAGUACGAAGAGGAUGAAAAGUUCGAUAAUUUCGGAUCACGUGGAAUCGUUAGAAUUUAAAAAACUAUUUGUCAAACACUGGCUGAAUUUGGAGCCUGUGAAAACGAAGGAUAUUGAGAUAAUAACCGACCCCUACCGAAUAUGUAAGAUAUCGAAUUUUUUAAGGGACGACGACUUUAUUUCCCAGAUAAAAGAAGAACUGAAGGAAGUAGAGAGUAACAGAAAAACCAUAGAUUUAUAUCAGUUUGAGCAGACUGUCGAUUUGGCUAACGUGCAAUCAAAGAAUAUUGAUGUACUGUACAGAACUUUUGAAUCGGACGUAACCAAUUGGAUGGAACAAAAUACUCAGAUUAUUUUGAAUGGUAAGAUGUCCAUGUCCAGUGCUAGCUACUCGGACACUGAUUACCUUUUAUGCCACGAUGACAACAUGGGUGAUCGCAGAAUUGCAUUCAUUUUAUAUCUCUCCAAAGAUUGGGCCCCUGAAGAUGGUGGAGCACUAGAUAUAUUUGAUUCAGAUACAGAUGGGCAGCCAAAAAAUAUUGUCAUGUCCUUGGUGCCAGAGUAUAAUUCUCUAGUAUUUUUUGAAGUUACAGAUAACUCGUACCACCAAGUAGCAGAAAUAACAUCACCAGAUAAGUUGAGAAUUUCGAUUAAUGGAUGGUUUCAUGGUCCAUUGAAAGAAAGUAAUAAACAGCUUAGGCCUGAAAUAAUUCAUGAGUAUUUUGAACCUGAGGAUACAGACAUUGAUCUAGUGUCUCAAAUUUCUAAAAUCUAUUUGUAUGAAACAAUUGUUGAAAACAUUCAACAGGCUAUUGAAAAAGACUCAUUCAUUUAUCUUCCUGACUUUUUGUUGCCUGAGAUAUACGAGAAAUUGGGUGAGGAAAUAAAAAGUCAGGAUAUCAAGUGGAGUAAAAUUGGUCCAGCUGAUUUACAGAAUUAUGAAAUAGCAAAUGAUGAAACUCUACCUGAAACUUUGAAAGCAUUUUACAAUAUUUUCAAGUCGAUACAUUUCUUUCAUCUUCUCAAACGAUAUACGGAAUUAGAUUUGGUACCAGAAUCAAAUGAUAUGAAACCAAAAAUGCAAAUCGAAUUGCAGAGGUGGUCAAGAGGCUGCUACAUGCUAAUUAAUGAUCAAACAAUUGAACCUAUUCACCAUAGAGAAAAAAAUGGGAAUGAAACGGAUAACAUCAUAAAAUCUAAAGUAGAAUCAGAUGUUGGCAUGUGCAAAAAGACUGAAGAUAAUAUGGUGAACAAAUCCAAAUAUGAAAAUGAUGAUGCGAAACAAAAUACAACGGCAGAUCCUAUCAAGACAAGUGGGGAUUCAAUCCCUGAUGAAACUGGUAAUGAUUCUAAGACCACGAAGAAUGCUGCUCAGAACCCACAUCAUGAGAACCAAACAAUAGUUAAAAACAAAUUGGCAGCCAAAGGAAAGUGCAAAACUCUGUUUCCUACAAAUGAAUCACCUCAAAGUUCUGGAAACUUUCACAAAAAAGGGUCGACAGCAAUUAUACCUGAUGAAUCUGAUUCUUCAGAUAUAGAAGAUUACAUGUCAGAUCUGGAAAGUGAAUCUGAAUCUAACACGUCAGAAAAGGAAGAUAUGAAGGAUGAGGAAGCCAAGCCAGGAACUCUGGAUGUCAUAUUGCAAUUUCAUACAGAAAAUGCAACAGAAGAUGCUACAAUAGACUACGUUGAUCCUUCUGUAAAGGAUGGAGCACUGAUUCACAUACCCCCCCAGGACAAUCAUUUGUGUCUGGUUUAUAGAACUGCGGAUACUUGUAGAUGUAACAAAUAUGUUAACCAUUAUUCUGAAGGCUACUUCUACACGUUACUGUGCUCUUACUAUGAAUAGAUCUUUCAGAGAGAAAAUA